Messenger RNA from Hypoxylon fragiforme, 2205 nucleotides. RefSeq lists its product as uncharacterized. Lineage: Eukaryota; Fungi; Ascomycota; Sordariomycetes; Xylariales; Hypoxylaceae. The transcript has a single exon. The record is from RefSeq and is a predicted model, not a curated record. The coding region runs from base 391 to 1953 and encodes 520 amino acids.
UAUUCCAGAAGGACUAAUCGCUUUCAAGUUUUACUUCAUGGUCACAUGUUUAACCGACGAGAAUUCCACGACCCGCCCCCCUUUUCUCCCCCCUAACCCUGUUAUCAAAGAAUUAAAUCUGGCGAGUAUGCUCGUUUUGGCUGGAAGAACACGAUGAUUUAAGAAAUGAACAGACUUAGUUUAGUAUACUUUAACAAAGAAAAUGUACUGAACAGGCAUCAAGAGCCAAAACAAUCAAUUUGUGUGCGUUCACUACAUGUAAUUGUUUAUAACCACCCACAGGAGUCGCUGAAGCGACACAAGCGGAUACGCCAAUUUCCGCGCCCGUCAGCUUUUCGUUGCCAGUACCUAGGUACCCAAGUGUAAAAAGAAAAAAAAAGCAGAUACAAGAUGGCAGACAGUCAAGCCCACAGCUUCAGCAUCCAGCAGGAGUUCUUCAUCGCCACCAAGCUCGACACCGCGAGCCGUCCCAAGCCUCCCCGGUUCCAAAAUGCCAAGGGAAAGCCCAUCCACAUUCCCCAGGACGAAACAAGCCCAGCGUCCAUAGCAGUCCAUAUAGACAGAGCGGUAGGAACGUUCAUCCGGACCGCCACCAAAGGCCACAGGGGCGACCGUGUCGUUGCCUCGGCUGCUCACCUGGACAAUGAUACGGAGUCCUGGCACUUGCGCGACACCGUCGAGUGGUCGAUAACGCAGCCCCCCGACUUCAGAAUCCCCAAAGUACUAACCGAGCGGCACAUGAACCACUACACAUGGAAAGUCGUAGUCUUCCAAUCGCCCACCUUCUGGGCGACCGAGAAGUCCUUCGCCGAGGUCCGGCGCGUGUACCAGAAGCUCUCGGACACCUUCUGGGUGCUCACGUGCCCGGGCAAGGGGAUGCGCAUCCGCUGCGGCCGGGGCAGGAGCUGGAUGCCGCUGGGCGAGCUGCGGCGCAUCGGCGCGCUGCUGUUCGCCGCCGACCCGAUCCUCGCGCAGCUGCACCCGGCGCACCGCCGCAACGGCAACGCGCAGUGCCUCAGCAUCCGGCACUACAGCAACCUGGCGCACGGGUGGUCCGCCGCCGCCAUGGACCGGAAGCUCGGCACUCGGGGCAGGGCCGAGGAGGCGCCCGAGGAACUCGAAAACGAGAACCAGCCCGCCGUCCCCGCACCCGAGACCCCCAAGCCAACGCGGCGCGUCUUCCGCCGCGGCGAGCUCGACGGGUACACCUUCGACGCGAAGCAGUUCUCCCAAGACGCCCCCGCGGACCUCCCCGCCACCGCCACGCUCCCGGGCGCCUCCCCCGCCGCCCCCCUCGACAUCGUCUCCGGCGCGCGCGAGCUGAUGUCCUGCACCAGCGCGCCCACCCUCGCCGCCCUCCUCGCGCACCCCACCGCAAGCACGGCCUACAGCUUCCGCGCCUACACCGCCCCGCAGUACCGGCAAGCCUCCCCCUCCCGAGCCCCCCGCACGGUCGAGUCCCGCCAGCCGGCCGGGACCCUGCACCCGGACCUCGUCGUGCUGCAGGCGCGCGUGUUCGUGCAGCUCUGCGCGUUCGCGGGCGCCGCGCCGCUGCGGGAAUUCUGGAAGCUGGUGCUGGACCUCGCGAUGGGGGAGGUGUGGGGGACGGUGUACGAUGUCCUGGAUCUGCUGGCGGAGUGUGGGGUCGGGGACGGGGAGGUGAGGCUGGUGGAGGGGGUGAUGGCGAGGCAGAGGAGGGUCGUGGUGGGGAAGGAUGGGUGGAGGGUGAGCGAGAGGGAGAGGGAGAGGGAGCCGGUGGUGGUGACGCUGACGGCGGGGAGGAGGGCGUAUAAUCGGGUGCUUGGGGCGAGGGUUGUGGGCGUCAAGAGGGCGUAUAGGCGUUGGAGGGUUAGUGAGGGGGUUGGGAUAUUCCGCCAUGUUACGGGGAGGCAGCUUAUGUUCUUCGUGCUGUUCGUGUUCGUUGUCUUGGGUUGUUGUGGUUUAUUCGAAUAGGGGGCAUUGGAGCAUAUGGUAUCAUUGCCGGCAUAUGCUAUGGAUCUGCUACCGAGUCGGGAAAUUGCAAGCACGAGGGUGAGGUGAGAAAGGCUCUAAGCUCAGGGGUUGAGGCUGUUCUGAUGGGGCUGAAAUGAUAUGGCUGGUUGGUUGGUAAAAGAAUCUGUUGGUUAAUUACUGGUCUACCGGUCGGUAUGUGUCUAGAUGCCUAGUAUGUUUAGUUACUUCUGUUUCCCGAAGUUGAAAUGUUUU